AUGACCCUCGAAUUCAAUGCCGCCGGGGGGGAUGCCUUGUUGGACCUGACCACAUACGACCAGCGGGAGCGUUAUCCGUACACCACUACAGCACCUAGCACCAAUCCCGCCAUCUCGGCCACAGCAAUGACUCCUACUCGUCCAGCAGGUGCCUGGCCGGUUUCUCUUGAUAUGGCCGCUCCCCAGAACCCGAACUCGAGCAAUGUACCUUCGCCUGUCGAGUCUCAAGCGCAGUCCCAAUCGCCCUCGCAACAUAGCGCGAGUCCCCUACAGCACUCGCCAUACCAGCCCGCACCUCCGCAGACUCACUCUCCGCCUCUUUUGACGGAUUGGACGCUACUCCAACACCAGCAGCAGCACCCGCCAGUGCAAGACCUUAGCCAGUUUAUGCAAGAGAGCCAGACAUUGAUACCUUUCAACCCUUUUGCCGCAAACUACCCGGCAAAUGCCCUCGGCUAUCUACCUUCGACUACACAAGCACCGCUUGAGCCCGCAAUGACCAUGGAACAGCAAGGUUUUAAUAAUGUCUCGCCCAUCGACGAUGGCCGUGCUAUGCAGCACCAGUGGGAUGGUAUGGGAAUGGGAAACUGGCAAGAUUUUGGUGCCUCUCUGCAAUUCCCCGCCGAUGGACUUCCCCGAUUCGGAAGCUUAGGAAGCCAGUCUCCAACCGGAACGUACCUUGAAGUAUUAUCGUUGCCGGGAUCUAGUGAUAACGGAUGGGCUCAGGUCGACAUGUACCAGAAUUACGACUCGUACCAGCAAGCUCAGGCUCAAGCGCAGGCCCAAGCACAGAACACUGCCAUUUUUAACCCCAGCCAGACGCUGCACUUGAGGACAAAUUCGGAUGCGUCUCAUUCGGAUGGAAGCGGCCAGCGAACUGAUUUCAGCAGCAGUAGUUUCGAGGAUAUUCCCUUCAAUUACUCUCCAUUUUCUCCAGAGUCCGACACCUACUCGGACCCCGCUAGCCAUAGGAAUUGUUUCCACGGGGAGUCCCACCAUUCUCACGAAAUGAUCAGCCCUGCUGCGGCCGUUGAGCCAGUGCCAAUCAAAUCAUCGACAUCAAACCGUCCUAGCCCCGCCAGUGGAUCUGGCGUGGCGUCCCCAACUCGCGACAACCCGUCCCGUAGAAACUCGGGCCCCAAGAAGAGCGCUAUCACAAAGUCGACCAAGUCGGUCAUCAGGAGGACGUCCAAUGGAAAGAAGGAUGGUACCGUUGAGAAGAAGGUGGGUCGAAGAAAGGGUCCUCUUCUUCCCGAACAACGGAAGCAAGCUAGUGAAAUCCGAAAGCUCCGGGCUUGUCUUCGAUGCAAGUUCCUUAAGAAGACGUGUGAUAAGGGUGAGCCUUGCGGUGGCUGCCAGCCGUCGCACGCUCGACUCUGGCAAGUUCCUUGCACGCGUAUUGAUAUCAAGGAUAUUGGCUACUUCAUGAAGGACUGGAAGGCGGACUACGAGCGACAUCUAGGCCGUGGCGUCUCUGUUUACAAUGUGAAGGGUUUCGCUCAGAAGGAGACCCUGAUGUGGAUCACCCACGGCUACGGCUUCUGCCUGCCUGUUAUGGUUCGCGAGGUUUAUGUUGCCGACGACAGCUGCUUCCAAGUUGACUGGGUCGAGUCUUAUCAAAUUGAUCAGGAACCAAUUGAAUUCGAACUCAAGACCGAGAGGCUCGACGUUGGUGAGGGCGGUAUCGACCCGACAGCACUUGCUGAAUAUUUGGACAAGCACAUUGAGAACGGAUUCGAAAACUUCAUUGACGACCAUUUCGAAGGAACGCCCUUUAUUACGGAAAUUCUUAAGACCGCUUACCGCUUCUACACCAAGGAAAAGCUUCCGGUUCUUCGCAAGGCGCUUAAACUUGUGCUAGCUUACAACUUAACCCAGCACAUUACACUCGUCGAACAACAGGGCUCGGAGCAAACAAUGGAGGGCCAGAUUGAUGAUGAGGACUCUAAGUACUUUGGAAAGUAUGUGGCUCCCGUUAUGAUCAACUUCCAGAUCAAGUGUGCCAUGGCCGAUAUGUGGCGAGACUUGCAGAAAGACAUCUUAGAGGAACUUUCCGCGCUUUACUCUAGUGUGUAUAGUGGCGACCGCUUAAAGAACUGGCCCACUAUUUUCAUGCUAGCGUCUUUAUUGCUCGCUGUUUGGGAGGAGAUGCAGUUCGACUGCCAUUACCGAGUACCCGACCCCGUUGCGGUUGAGAAGUUUUGCUCUGAUAUGGAGAGUACUCCUGUUGGUGUUAUUACUGGUCUAUUCCACGCCAUCUCCCAAAAAUUGCCGGCUUUGAUUGAUUGGGAUACCGAACGACAUGGUCAUCUUCUAAACAACAAUGUCGCCGUCUGCGAAGCAAUGACUGAAGUGCGACAACAUGUUCUUAAGCAUGAAUCCUAUUUAAGAACAAGAAACACGUCGAAAUUCGACAGAUAUGACUUUGAUUCGUUAUCGAACAAGUUCUUGUCGAAACUAGUCAUCAAAGCUAACUGA
Hypoxylon trugodes is the source of this 2478-nucleotide messenger RNA. RefSeq lists its product as uncharacterized. Bases 1 to 2478 code for a protein of 825 amino acids. Gene Ontology annotation, biological process: regulation of DNA-templated transcription. The record is from RefSeq and is a predicted model, not a curated record. Gene Ontology annotation, molecular function: zinc ion binding; DNA-binding transcription factor activity, RNA polymerase II-specific. Lineage: Eukaryota; Fungi; Ascomycota; Sordariomycetes; Xylariales; Hypoxylaceae. The transcript is spliced from 2 exons.